AUGGACAGUCUUGGUCUUCGAGGCGAAUUGUGCGACUUGUUUUGUGCUGUUCUGAUCGGUUACACAAGGACACCACAACAGAGGGCGCUACAACACUUAAUAGAGACAGCGGCGCGGAACAAUUAUGGAUUCCUAAUGGAUUUUGUUGAAGAUAACGGGUCAACAGAUGAAAAUAUAGUCGAGACGUUCCUACAUGAUGAUAUCAGUUGGGGUCUAAUCGUCAUUGUGUUGGCUAUAUUUCGUGUGGCGCGACCUAACGCAAGACCGACUACCGUGUCUAUUUUGCUCACUUCAAGA
Messenger RNA from Paramuricea clavata, 297 nucleotides. NCBI's taxonomy places the organism in Eukaryota, Metazoa, Cnidaria, Anthozoa, Malacalcyonacea, Plexauridae. The record is from the annotation of a GenBank genome assembly.